Messenger RNA from Periconia digitata, 1193 nucleotides. The record is from the annotation of a GenBank genome assembly. Lineage: Eukaryota; Fungi; Ascomycota; Dothideomycetes; Pleosporales; Periconiaceae.
UUCAAUCACCAACGCCCCACACGAUGCCUGAACCAACUGCAGAAGAGCUUGAGAGGCGGAACAGGCUGCAAAUCCUGCCCGAAAUCGUCAGCGAUCAGACCUCUACCGACUUUCCAGGACAUUGGCCGGGAGAAAACCAUGCAUAUGACUUGGAGAAAUUUAAAAAGAAUUUCAAAGUCCAAUUUCACACGGACGACACUGCAAGCCUUAUGAAAGCACAAAAACAUGCGAUACCCAGCAGCAGACGAAUUGACCAAGUCUUCUCGCUCAUCGGCAUAGACGCCUCCCUCGCCAAUGCUUUCCGACGCAUCAUGAUCUCCGAAGUGCCGACCCUCGCCAUUGAAGAUGUUUUCAUCUACCAAAACACAUCCGUCAUCCAAGACGAAGUCUUCGCGCAUCGCCUCGGACUAAUCCCACUCACCGCCGACCGCUUGAGCCUGCACAACAUGGCUUGGUACACCAAACCGGUCGAAGGUGAGCCAACUGCCACCGAACUGACCGAUCAAAACUGCGUCAUCUUGCACCUGCAGGUGAAAUGCGAGUGGAAAGAGGGCGGGCUGGAGAAGGCGGCUAAAGGCGUGUCGGAUCCGAACGAGUUGUAUGUCAACCACAGCGUCUACGCGCGGGAUCUGGUGUGGCAGAAACACGGCAAGCAGACGGAGUGGCCCGAAGACGACCCCGUGCGCUCCGUGUACCCCGACAUUCUGAUCGCGAAGAUGCGGCCGGGCCAGGAAGUCAUCAUGAAGAUGCACGCACACAAGGGCAUUGGCCAAGAUCACGCCAAAUUUUCUCCUGUCGCGACAGCUUCAUACCGCUUGUUGCCUACCAUCGACAUCUUGAAACCCAUCGUCGGCGCCGACGCCAAAAAGUUUCAAGGCUGUUUCCCUCCCGGCGUCAUCAGACUCGACUCAGUCACCUCAGAAGAUGCCAAAAAGUACGGCGAGCUCAGCGAAAAAGAGGGUGAGCCCAAGGCCGUCGUGGCAAACCCCAUGGGCGACACAGUGAGCCGGGAAGCUCUCCGACAUCCCGAAUUCAAGGACAAGGUCAGGUUGGGACGAGUUAGGGAUCACUUCAUCUUCAAGGUGGAAAGUACGGGACAGUGGGAUAGUGACGAGCUUUUCCUUCACAGCGUGCAGCUGCUGAAGACAAAGGCGCAGCGUAUAAAGAGGGGUCUGGACCUCAUGAUGAAGUAA